Molecule: messenger RNA, 1575 nt
Organism: Lodderomyces pseudojiufengensis
Lineage: Eukaryota; Fungi; Ascomycota; Pichiomycetes; Serinales; Debaryomycetaceae
Exons: 1
Coding region: 1-1575 (524 amino acids)
Molecular function (GO): protein binding
Source: RefSeq, a predicted model, not a curated record
AUGGAACAGCUAACUAAUCUCCCAAUAGAAGUAUUGGAAAUGAUAUUUCAACAAUUGAAUCAUCAUAUGAUCAUAACCUUGAUGCCUUUGAAUUCAAAAUUUUAUAAAGUUGGUCAAAGAAAAAUAUAUAAAUACAUUCAUAUUUAUUUUCGACCCAAAACUAGAAAAUACAGAUUUUCUACGGGCGACUCUUCCAGAAACUACACUAAUAAGUACUGGAACUGGAGAUUUCCUAAAGAAGUGCUGAAUAAUUUUACAACAAAGUAUACUAUAAUCUCAUCCUACAAUUUUGAUAAAAGUAUUCGUCAAAAGAAAAUGAACAAAUUUGAACAAAUUAAACAUCUUUGUAUUGAGGAUGAUUCAUUUUUAUCGUAUUUAAAAUUUGAGUCUGUGCUAAAUUCCAAGAAAGCUGCAUCGACAUUUAUAAAGAAUGUAUUGUCAUAUUUUAAUAAUAUUGAAUCUUUGAGUAUUAAUUCACCACAUAAUCAACUUGCUACAGGGAACAAAGUUGAGAUUCACCAUACAAUGAGGGAUGUAACUUUUUUGGUUUCUAAUGAACUUGAUGUUAUUUUCAAAAGCAUACCGCCUCCAAAUAAUCUAUAUCCCUUGUCACUUGAUUAUUUAUAUGCCAAUCUUAAAACUUUGAAAUAUAAGUUUACACUGCCAGCAUUCAGAAUCAAGAUUCAAAAUUGUGAAUCUGACUUAUUCGAAAUUAUACAGAUGUAUAAUAAAAUUAACUUUUUUGAAAAUCUUGAGGAGUUGCACCUUGAAUUUGAUAUCCUCAUCAAUUUAAUGGAUUUAUCACUACUUGAAAAGUUGGAUAAAAUUAAUUGUAAAUUAAAAAGUCUCAAUAUUUCAUUUCAUGGUAAGUUCAAAUAUAUCGAGUUUCAGGAUGAAGACAUAGUUGUGCUUAGGGAGCCGGAACUAAAAAAUUGGUCAUUCACCUUGGUUCGAUAUUUCAAUACAGAAUAUAUCAUUCGUUUAUCGAUAAAUUGUUUUAGUACUCCAAGAUUUUCAUUUUUAUAUCAUUGGGAGAAUUUCACGUUUAAGGAAAUGUUAAAAAAUGCAAAUUUACUAAAUUUGGCAACUUUAAUUCUCAGCUCACAUCGUUUAGAUUUAGAUUCAAUCGAUGUUUCAAAUUUACAAAAAUUAAUUAUAUGUACUGAUAUAGCUAAUGAUCAAGAUGCUAUUGAAAUUGCUAAGUUAUAUUUGAAAAAUCCAACCAUAAACUUAUCAUGGUGGCCUCGUUGGAUGAAAAGGGAAUCAACGUUUUUGACUACUCUUUUUGAUCUACAAUUAUUUACACCUGAUUAUUUUCAAAUAAUUUCGUGUCAAUGGCCAUCGUUUUUUUUCAAAGAUACUAAAAUAUUCAUUAAAAAGAAAAUCGAAUAUGUAUCCAAACGUGGAAGAUUGAUUCAAUUUAGAUAUCCAAAGUUACUCACGAUAUUGUUGAAAGAAGAUUAUUCAUUACAGGAUAUUCAUGACAUGGGACUAUUUCAUAAUCAGUCAAUUUAUACCUCAGUCAAAGAACUUCUAGAGCAUUAUGAAAAGCGAAGAAAAUUACGAAAAGAUUGA